This is a messenger RNA of Lactuca saligna, 468 nucleotides long. The record is from the annotation of a GenBank genome assembly. NCBI's taxonomy places the organism in Eukaryota, Viridiplantae, Streptophyta, Magnoliopsida, Asterales, Asteraceae.
AUGUCAAUUCAAGGAUACGAAGAGCAAUCAGGACAAGUUAUAAGUUAUGUUGCUGGUCUUCCCUUAACAAUCAAAGUUUUGGGAUCCUUUCUUUGUGGUAAAAGUGAGCUUGAAUGGAUAGAUGUCAUGGAAAGACUAAAAGCAAUUUCAUUAAUGGAAACUCUGGAAAAAUUAGAACUAAGUUAUAUCAAUUUAGAGGAGGAUUACAAAGAAAUAUUGCAUGCAUAUUGGAAGCCUAGUGAACAUAGCAGACUGUGGAUUGACAUGGAAAUUGAAGAUAUAUUGGCUAAUGACUUGGGUACUGAAGCAACAAGAUAUAUACAAUUCAGCACACGGGAACUCAAUCCGGGAAUUAUCAUGAAAGGCCUUAGAAAGAUGAAGGAACUUAGAUAUCUUUGCAUGUCUCUCAAAGAUUCUUUCUGGAAUUGGAAAUGUGAUGAAUUAUCCCAUACUUUCCUAAUGCUUUAA